AUGGCGACUCGUCUCCGGCAAAUUUCUUCAGCAUUUUAUCUUUUCCUCUUGCUUCAUUGCCUCCUAAUUGUCGCCGUUAACUGCAAGACUCUCAAACGAGACGUUAAAGCAUUAAAUGAAAUAAAAGCAUCACUGGGAUGGAGAGUGGUAUAUGCUUGGGUUGGUGAUGAUCCUUGUGGAGAUGGUGAUUUGCCCCCAUGGUCUGGUGUCACAUGUACCACUGUGAGUGGUGGCGACUAUAGAGUUGUUACGGAAUUGGAAGUUUAUGCAGUCUCUAUUGUCGGUCCUUUCCCACUUGCGGUUACCAAUCUGGUUGAUCUUACUAGGCUGGAUCUACACAAUAACAAACUCACCGGGCCAAUUCCACCUCAAAUUGGGCGGUUGAAGCAUCUUAAGAUACUUAAUUUGAGGUGGAAUAAGCUGCAAGAUUCCAUUCCUCCAGAAAUUGGUGAACUAAAGCAGUUAACCCAUCUUUAUUUGAGUUUUAAUAGCUUCAAAGGUGAAAUCCCAAAGGAGCUUGCAAAUCUUCCUGAACUUCGUUAUCUCCAACUUCAUGAAAAUCGGCUGACUGGGAGAAUUCCUCCUGAAUUGGGAACUUUGCCAAACCUGCGGCACUUGGAUGUUGGUAACAACCAUUUGGUUGGGACAAUAAGGGAACUCAUACGUAUCGAGGGAUGCUUCCCAGCUCUUCGUAACCUAUAUCUUAAUAACAACUAUCUAACUGGAGGUAUUCCAGCACAGCUUGCAAAUUUGGCAAAAUUGGAGAUCUUAUAUCUAUCUGGAAACAAAAUGUCUGGAAUCAUACCAUCUGGUCUUGCUCAUAUACCUCAAUUGACUUAUUUGUAUCUGGAUCACAAUCAAUUUUCCGGUAGAAUUCCUGAUGCCAUCUACAAGCACCCAUUCUUAAAGGAAAUGUACAUCGAAGGAAAUUCAUUCCGGCCAGGCGUCAACCCAAUUGGUUUCCACAAAGUCCUAGAACUUUCAGACUCGGACUUUGUAGUUUAG
Molecule: messenger RNA, 1005 nt
Organism: Fraxinus pennsylvanica
Lineage: Eukaryota; Viridiplantae; Streptophyta; Magnoliopsida; Lamiales; Oleaceae
Source: the annotation of a GenBank genome assembly